Paramecium sonneborni is the source of this 890-nucleotide messenger RNA. The record is from the annotation of a GenBank genome assembly. NCBI's taxonomy places the organism in Eukaryota, Ciliophora, Oligohymenophorea, Peniculida, Parameciidae.
AUGCAUCAUAUACAUUAAUAAAUAAUUCUAAAAUUAAUUUAAUUUAAAAAAAGAAACUAUUCUAAAUAACUUUUAUCAUAAAUCAAUCAGGAUAAAUCAAGUUAUGACUUGUAAUUUACAUGCACACAUUCAGUAAUUAAAUUUUAAUCUCAAUCUGAUGCAAAAUUAACUUCAAAAGAAUAAUUUCUAAUUCAUGGUCUUUAAAUUUUAAAGUAAUAAAUGAUUAUAAAUCAAAAUGAAUUUAAAUUUUAAAUUGAUGGAGAUAAUUUUACUAUUAAAUUUGCUUUUUUAAGUUAUAAAACAAGUAAUAAACCAGAACGUAUGUCAGAAUUUUCAAAUUUAAAAUUUUUUAGAAUUAUUUUAGAUAUCAAAUUGAAAGAAAAAGUUUUAAUAUUGCCAACUAAAUUCAUUUUAGAUUCUUUAAUACAAACUUAAACUAAUAUUGACUUAAUACUAUAAUAAAUAUAUAAGAUAGCAGUAAUCAAUCUCCCAGAAAUAAGCGACGAACUAUAGCAUUUUAUUAUAGAUAACUCUUGAAGAUGCUAGAGAAAAAGAAAUCUUGGAUUAAAUUUUUAUCAAUUUAUCAGAAAAUAAUGAUAAAUUUGCAAUAAGUAUAAAAAUAUUUUAUUAUCUUAAAAAUAUGCUUAUAGUAUAGCGAAUACUACUGUAAGAAAAUUAUAAGACUUAAAUAAGGCGAAGCUUUAGAAAUUGUUAAAAGAGGUUAAAAAACCAAAGAAAAAGAAGAAAUUUGUCAGAAAUAAUUACAAACUUGUGUUUACGAGAAGAAGCGAUUAAAAUUAAUAACCUCUUAUGUUUAAUUUUAAUAAAAAAGUUUUAUAAAACAGAGAUAUAAUAAAUAUGAAAAUUUAAGAUCCAAUAAUUAUAGUUGA